This is a messenger RNA of Polyodon spathula (Mississippi paddlefish), 4644 nucleotides long. Its product is annotated as 1-acyl-sn-glycerol-3-phosphate acyltransferase delta-like. Gene Ontology annotation, molecular function: 1-acylglycerol-3-phosphate O-acyltransferase activity. NCBI's taxonomy places the organism in Eukaryota, Metazoa, Chordata, Actinopteri, Acipenseriformes, Polyodontidae. The coding region runs from base 338 to 1531 and encodes 397 amino acids. The record is from RefSeq and is a predicted model, not a curated record. The transcript is spliced from 10 exons. Gene Ontology annotation, cellular component: endomembrane system; mitochondrial outer membrane.
UGCCUGCCUAUUAAAUUAUCUCAUUGAGAAGUAAUAUCUUUGACUGGCCCCUGGGAAACAUUUAACAUUUAUUUUAUUUGUAUUACUGAUGGUUCUAUCAACAUUUUUAACAAUGGAAUUCCCUGCUAAGGGAGAUUCUUCGUGUUGCAAAAGAGCAUGAGAUUUGUUUGUAAAAACAAGUUUGGGACAGAAGGAGCAGCCUUAACUUUAGAUCCCUUUCUUACAGUUAUCCACCCCUGUGUUUCACAUGGGGGAGAAAGAGAGAGCAGCCCUGUGUGCAAACACCUCACCAGCAACCGAGGGGCUUCACUUUCUGAUUACUGGCAUUAUAUGAAACAUGGGUAUCCUGGGGUUUCUGAAGUCGCAGUUCCUCUGCCACCUGAUUAUCUGCUGCGUGUUCAUAGUGAGUGGGCUGAUAGUGAACCUGCUCCAGUUAUGCACCCUUGUCCUGUGGCCAAUCAACAAACAAUUCUACAGGAAGGUCAACUGCAAGCUGGCCUAUUGCAUUUCUAGCCAAUUAGUGAUGCUGUUAGAAUGGUGGUCUGGCACCGAAUGUACCAUCUACACAGACCAAGAAAACUACAAACAGUUUGGAAAGGAGAGUGCCAUUGUCAUCCUUAAUCAUAACUUUGAGAUCGACUUUCUCUGCGGAUGGACCUUCUGUGAACGAUUUGGGGUCUUAGGGAGUGCAAAGGUUCUGGCUAAAAAGGAGCUUGCUUACGUGCCUUUGAUUGGUUGGAUGUGGUAUUUUCUGGAGAUUGUCUUCUGCACACGGAAGUGGGAACAAGAUCGUAUAACAGUUGUCCAGAGUUUACGCAACCUUAGGGACUAUCCCGAAAAGUUUUGGUUACUGCUUCACUGUGAAGGGACACGUUUCACAGAGAAGAAGCAUGAGAUCAGUAUGCAGGUGGCAGAAGCCAAAGGACUGCCCAAACUGAAGCACCACCUCCUGCCUCGGACGAAAGGGUUCAGUAUCACAGUGCAGUCCUUAAGAAACGUAGUUACUGCUGUGUACGAUUCUACACUUAAUUUCAGAAACCAUGAAAACCCUACACUGCUGGGUGUUCUAAAUGGGAAAAAAUACCAUGCAGAUUUAUACGUAAGGCGAAUUCCUCUGGAAAACAUUCCUGAAGAGGAAGCUGAAUGUGCUGCCUGGCUUCACAGGCUCUACCAGGAGAAGGAUGCCUUUCAAGAGGAGUACUACAAGACCGGGAAGUUUCCAGGCACUGCUAUAGUCCCGCCUCGAAGGCCAUGGUCUCUGGUGAACUGUCUGUUCUGGACGAGUCUCCUGCUGUAUCCUUGCUUCACCUUUCUGGUCAGCAUGAUCAGCGAGGGAUCUUCAGUCACACUGAUCAGCUUUACAUUGCUCCUUGUUGCAGCUAACUGUUGCUAUGAGCUGGACUUCUGUUGGUGUUCGAUGGAUGAUUGGCGUGACAGAGAUAGACAGAGGGUCCAACUACGGAAACAACAGUGCGAAAAGAAAACAGGAGUAAAGACUGCAGGAGCUGACACAGUCCAAAGAGAAAACUGAUCAUUUCUCUAAUGCAAACAAAGGGUCAGAGGAUGAGCUACAAUCUUGAUUACUGGUAUCUGUUUGGAAAGAGUUACCUUUGCAUGGAUGAAAGAAAAUACAAAUGCAAUUGAAAAAAUUAAGAAUCUGCGCCUUCUGCAAAUUUCUUUUUUGAAGAUCUGGCUGAGUCACUAGAAAUGUGCCAAAGAUGUAUGUUGAUAGUUAAUUUUCAAGUGAAGAAACAUGGAUGUUUGUUAUUUUUUAUAUAUAAUUUAAGAGAGAUCAGAUUAAUUUGAAUUAUUAUACCAAAUACAGAACUGUGCUCAGUGGAGUUCUGGAACCAGUAAACAGCCGUUAUUCUGGAGUGCUUAUCUCGUAACUGGGUAUAAUGUAAUUACCAUUACGUUUUUAAGAAAUUUUAAACCACACUUAUCUUAAACCACUCAAAUAUCACAAGGCUGUUUUUUAGGCUAUUUUCGUAUUCGUUCAUAGCAGAACUUAUAAAUUAUUGUAUCAAAAAGAUAUCAUGCAACAGCAGCCAAUGCAUAAAUGACGUCUGAAAUAAAUGUACAGCUGAGUGUUUCUCUCCCUUCUCUAACAGGUAAUAUAAUGAGGUACAAAAUAAAACGCAAGAAUUACAAGCCUACACAAUUACACAUUGUCUAAUUAAAUACAGUAGGAGAUUCCACUGUAUGUCGACAAAAAGCAUUUUUAACAAUAAUGGCUUAAAUAGCACUGAUUUCACAGGCUCAUACUCUACACUACACUAGCUUCAUCAUCUGACAAGUUUAUUCAAUUUGGUGAUAAGGGUCCAGUCAGUAUACAGUACUGGGACACAUAUAUUUCUGUUUUUGUUCUUCAAUUUGGAAGUUAUUACUAUUAGAACUGUUUGGUUGUUAUGAUAUCACAUUGCUGGCUAUAUAGCCCCAUGUGGGUCACCUAGCAUUGCCAAUGUAAGUGCUGACAUCACAAUGAAAAAGCAGUGGGUGCGUUAAGUAAUUGAGCAGCUCAGAGCACUAGAGCAGAUUUCAUCAGUGAUCUGCAUGAGCAGAGAAAUUGUCGCUCAGUUCAUUAACAAACCCAGUAAUAAUAGAUCAUUUAAAAUAACUGGCCAUUGAUUUGUGCCAAACAUGCGAUGUAGGCACUCUAUUUACAGGCAUCCAGUACUGGAUAAUAUAAGUACCUACAGUACCAAGUGCUGGAGUAUUCUUGUUCCAAUGUACAGUGGUUGUGUAUUUUUUGUUUGCAUUACAUUUGUUAGAUUUUUUCUUUUGUUUCUGUACAUAUUUUGUAUUCCUGUAUAUCGAUGAGCAUUGCUUAAUCCCUUUCAUACUAAAAUGGACUGAUUGUGCUUUAUGUUAUACAUUUAAACCUAUGAAUUACAGUCCAGUGAGCUAAGCCACCAGUUUUUCUUUUUUUCCCAUUUUCCUAUCAUUUAACAGUUAGCCAAUUACUUGCCCUAUUUAAUUAGAAGUAGGUUAGCAAAGUAAUUAUAAUUCUCAAAAAAGUCUUGGAAGCAUGUAUUUUAAUAGCUGAAACCUAUGGUCUGGGCACAACUGUGCUACACGACUCAAACAUCAACACACAGUACCUCACAUGCAGAACAUCUUUGGGAACUGAUGAACAUGCUGCAGUGCAUCAAUUACCUUUAAUUAAAUGGCAUUUCUUUUUGGUCUUACAGCCUCAUUGGGCCAGAUUUCAGGUUAAGCUACUGGUGCUUUAUAACAGCUGUUGCCUCUUGAUCGUUUCAUGUGUAAUAAUAGUUCAACAAGGGCUUUCAAUUUCAAGAAACUGGCUGACUAAUAUAGAAGGUGGUACUGAAAUGAGAAACCUGCUACAUGCGCUAAUCACCCAUGGGGGUUUCUUGGCAUUGUGUUUUGUAGUCAUGCAGUCGUCGUUAGACUGCUCUUGGAAUAAUUGACCUUUAAAAAUAGUGUCUGCAGUGCUGUAUAACUCUUUGGCUGUUAUUAACUGUGCUGAUGCAAGUCUCUGCCAUAGGUUAACUUCUGAUACAUUUAUCCACAUAUCAUAUACUUAAUGUGUAGACAAAGAUUUUAGUCUUAAUGCUCUUCAAUGAUAAAUGCUACUUUUAUGUCCGUAAAUGUAUUUGGCCUUUUCAUUUUGCUAAAGGCUAGUGCACCAGAGCAAAUGUAUAAACUUAUUUGCUCCUUGGAUGCCAAACAAAACCAGUGCUGCUCUACAUUUAUUACCUAUAUUAUUGUUUAAAAAAAAACACAACAAAAAAAACAGGAUUUUUCCCAAAACAUUUUUUCUGUGUAAGCAAAGCAGGUUAUUUGUUUCAGGUGGAAUGCUGUUGGCCUCAUGUUGUUGCUGUUGAAGUUGUUCACUCCUGCAGCCCCAUCCACCUCAGUGACCCAAGGAAGAUUGGUUAUUAGAGGCCUGGGUGAAAAGCUACUGGUCCCUGUCCAGUUCCUCCAAGGCAGUUGUCCAAAUCACAAAACCACCACUACACUCAAGUGAUAAUUAUCCCUUUUUUUAUGGCAGUCUCUCAGAAACAGCAAGAACUAGAUGUGCAAAAACUAUUGUGUGUACACCCAGAACACUACAAACCUUUUUUCAAACUAAAGUUGUUGGUAAGUAAAAGCACAAAUAAACUUCAGUCCUUCUACAAGUUAAUAAAAAUACUCAACAAUAAAGCAACAUCUAGGAGACAUUGUUUUACAAUAAACUUGAAUUGUAGUGUUUUGAGUUAUGAGUUUAAGAACCACGUCUCGCCAGUGACAGGUUACUGAUUCCAUUCUGUUGUUUCCAUCUUUCGUGUCUGCAGCUGAAUCCUGUGUUGAAUGAAAGAAAGUAAUAUCAGCCAGCAGCAGGGCUGGCAUGAUGUUAAUUCUUCUGCAGACUGUAGUUUAGAAACUCUUGGAAGUAUCGUCUUACAAUUCCCAUCAAUUUUUAAAAGGGCCAGCUAGGAAGUAAAAGGCCAGUUUUAAUCCAAAUACUUUGAACAUUAUCAUGUCAGGCAGUAUAAUGGGCCCAUGCAUUGUGAUCUAAACUGUCCUCUAAAUAAUACUUAAAUGAAUAAAUGGAUGGGAAAUAUCAGAAACAGUAUUAAACCUUCAAUGUUAACCUGGUUUCCUGCCUUUUUUGUGUAAAUAAAUACUUACAAAUCUGAA